CGCCACCCCCAGCACGGAGCCCCCCAGACAAUAAACUGACAACCGUCUCUUCAACUACAUUGGGCGUCUAGUCAUGCGACAGUCGUUGAGUUAAGCAUGGCAAUUGUGAAGUCAUUGCGCAUCGAUACAGCGCGCGUUCCCAUGCCCAAUCAUUGCGUAACUGCAACUGCGACUGCGCCUGCGCUGCCUCCUUGCCUGCGCCGUGAAUGUCCAAGAUGAACAACCCCGAGUUCCGCCAGACCCUCCACAACAUCUCCCACAACUUCGAAUCUGCCAAUCAAGCGGCUCAAGAGAACAUCUACACCUUCGCCCAACGUUAUGUUGACCCUUGCCUUGAAAGCGUCAAAUCCUGCAUCUACGCGUGCACUGCACCUUGUUUCCCCAACAGAGAGGAUAAUGUCCGACGAAGAAGGGGCCGGUCGCGUGGUAGAGCUGAAUACAACUUUGAUUUCUACAAUGCUUGGGAUGAUGACGAGGCGCUUGCCGACAGCUCCUUAGGCUGGGGCGACGAUGAGCUGGACAGUCUCCUCGCCGGGCAUGGUUCGCGAUCUAUCCAACCACGAAAACAAAGAGCGAUGAGCUAUGGUUCUAGAGGCCGAAGGAAACCCUCAGGGCUACAGCCAGACACUGCGCAAGAUCCCACGAUCAUACCAAGCUCGUCAUACCUAGGGUUUCUAGAACGUCUCCCAUGGAAGAUUGGCUCCAGGAAAUUACGGUACAAGCCUUCAGCCGCAGACUUGCAGGAAAAUCCAGGCGGUACGCGAGUGCGAGACGCUGAGAACCAGCCGUUGAUCGAGGAGGCAGACGAAGAAAGUGGUGCCUGGCGAAAGAGUCACGGACGCCAACGAAGCGAUACUGCCGCUUCGAGGUCAACCACCAACUCCCUAAGUUCGCGCGGCGACCUGAUCAUGAGCGAUGAGGACGAAGAUGCGCAGCCGCUUGACGAUGAGUUCGCAGUCAUGCUCAGCCGACGCAACACCAACCAAGGUUUCGCCGAAGAUCAAAGCAGUGGGAAAACCAAGACAUCGGGAGGCAAGCGGCCCGGGGUUUCUCGCAGUUCCACCCGCACAGUCUCGUCAAAGUCGUUAAGAAGUCCCAGUGCCAAAAGCACACAGAGGUCUGCCUCCCAGAAGAAUCUGGCGCCGCUGCCUUCUGAUGUGGUCGAGGAGCACCCUGAGCCUCCGAGUUUGAUGGACCUUCGGCGGGAAGAAGAGCAAGUGGCACAAGAGGAGGAGCUGGAAAUCAAACAGAAACGCGAGGCUGCACAGCGCUUAGCUCUACGCAGAGGGCUGAGCUCGCGUGAUGUUCAGAACAUGACCAAUGCGGAAGUUAAACCAGACGACUUGGACGAGACUGGAAGCCAGACGCCGGCAAAGCUGGACGUGUUGGAACCGGAUCCUACAUCGCCCAUCGAAUCAUCGUCUACAGAUGCACAGGCUCGAGAAGAAGACGAGCCGUCGUCGGCAAGCGUAGGACAACCCGAUGACGCACAAGAUCCUACUUGAUCCACGACACGACACCCUAGGUCAUUAACACGAAGGCUACUUCAUGGCCAUUGCCGUUAGAUGGCAAUGUUCCAAACACGCGAAGAUUUCGAUCACGAAGCCACGACCAGUCACCUCCCCGACAUUGGCUUAACUCACAGAAGACAAAGUUAAUGCCUAUGACCCGAUGAAAUAUCUCCCCCUGGCUGCAUUGCUAGCCACUUACGACUUAAUGACGGGGGAGGAUGGCUAUGAGUGUGUGAUGCUUAAUAUUGUAUAGCGCACAGUUGCCACCACACAUAGUCUACAUAGCCGCUGUACUUGUAUUGCUGAUGAGCAGGUCUGAAAC
Messenger RNA from Cladophialophora immunda, 1833 nucleotides. RefSeq lists its product as uncharacterized. The coding region runs from base 207 to 1505 and encodes 432 amino acids. The transcript has a single exon. The record is from RefSeq and is a predicted model, not a curated record. NCBI's taxonomy places the organism in Eukaryota, Fungi, Ascomycota, Eurotiomycetes, Chaetothyriales, Herpotrichiellaceae.